Saprolegnia diclina VS20 is the source of this 3550-nucleotide messenger RNA. RefSeq names its product serine/threonine protein kinase. Lineage: Eukaryota; Oomycota; Saprolegniomycetes; Saprolegniales; Saprolegniaceae. The coding region runs from base 1 to 3501 and encodes 1166 amino acids. Gene Ontology annotation, molecular function: protein binding; protein kinase activity; ATP binding. Gene Ontology annotation, biological process: protein phosphorylation. The record is from RefSeq and is a predicted model, not a curated record. The transcript is spliced from 25 exons.
AUGGGGGUGCGCGCCACCGCGACGGACGAGACCUUGCGGACGGCGCUGCACGUGGCGGCCACGCAUGGCGAGGAAGCGAUGGCCGUGCUCCUACUCGAGAAGAAUGCGCUGCUUUGUCGUUGCCGCGAUCACAAGGGAAAUCUACCGCUGCACAACGCAGCGGCCAACGGCCAUAUCGCUCUUCUCGACCACCUCGUGGCCCCUACCGCCGCUCGGACGAUUGACGAAGCGAAUGAUGACGGAUGGACGCCCGUCGCCCUCGCCGUUCAAAGUGGUCACACGAACGUCGUUGCGCGCUUGCUCCACCAUGGGGCCUCGCUCGAGCACAAGAGGCUCCAGGACGGCACGCUCCUGCAUGUGGCCACGUCGCGUCGCGUGGGCACCGAUCUUCUCAAGCACCUCGUCACGAGCGGCAGCAAGGUCGAGGCUUGCGACACGCGGGGCUGGACGCCGCUGCAUGUUGCAGCCCACGAGGGCCACAUCCAAGCUGUCGAGUACCUCGUGCGAGUCGGUGCCAACGUGGUGGCCGAAACCUUGGACCGUGAGACGCCCUUGCAAAUCGCAAACGACAAGAAAGUCGUCAAGGCCUUGCGCACGGCCCAAGCCGACGCGCGGAACCAAGCGAUCAAGGCCGAAGCCGACGCGCGGAACCGAGCGCUCGCGCGCGCACAGGAAGCCGCUGCCCAGGCAAAAGCGUUGUGCGAUGCCGUUCCCAAAAAUGAUGUCGGUGCGGUCACGGACCUGCUUGCUGCUGGCGUCGACCCGAGUGGGCUCACCGUGGAGGGUGUGGCGCUGCCUGUCGUGGCCAUGCGUCUCGGUCACUGGGAAAUCUGCGACCGGUUGCUGGCCGUCUCGGUUGUCACGAGCGAUGCGGCCCGCGUACGCAUGCUGCACUCGCUCGCGCUCGAGCUGGAGCAAUUUGAGGCGGCGUGGCACAUUCUGCAAGCCUACGCUGACGUCCUCGCGUGCGACAAGCACGUCUUGGCUGAAGACGAUACCCCGGUGCAUGAUCUGCAGGCCAUGUGGACUGGCGCCGCGCUGCGCACGGCCGCUCGCAAGGGCCAAAUCGACGUUGCCAAACGUCUUCUCUCGCAGUUUCAAGGCAUUGUUGAUGCGACCAACGAGCGUGGCGAGACGCCGCUGUAUGUGGCGAUCGACCCGACCAACGAGUCUAGUGACGUGGCUGCGCGCACUGCGAUGGCAACACUGCUACUGGGCGACGGCGCGAACCCUCUGGCUAUCACUACGGCGGGUGUGACGCCCUUGCUCUUGGCGGCUCGCAGUGGCAACUCGGAUAUCACUGCAGGGAUCGUCAAAGCAGUGCUCGCACAGCCAUCGCCCGACAUGGCGGCGCUCAGCACUUGCUUCGCCGAGGCCGUUGGGCAGCGGGACAUGCGAGUUGCGACUGUGCUUUUGCCUCAUAUGACGACCGACGAUUGGACAUCGACACUCGCAUCGGAUCCCAUAGGCAUGGCGAUCCUCGCAGCAACCGCCGGCCAUCUGGGCAUACUCGAACACUUGCAAGAAAAACACUACGAUCUCUUCUGGGUCGCUCAUGGGGCGGAGGGUUCGACGUUGCUCAUGCUGGCGGCCGCAAAAGGCCACGCGAAACUCGUCGACCACCUCGUCCCCUUGCUGCUACCAUCAUUCGAGCCGAUCGACAAGGCACGGGACGCGCUGCAAGCUCGUGAAAAGGAGCUCGAGGCGGCCAGAGACCAUGUGUGUCUGCGCAACACGGCUGGACAAACAGCCAAAGAUUUGGCGACCGGCGCUGUCUUGACAGAGUUUUUGGAGAACAUUGCAGCGGAGCUCGAGCUUGUUCGACAACUCAUUCAGGAAGCACGGCUCGUCGAAGCUGUCGACGCCCACGACUGGCUGCUUGUCAUGACGCUGCUGAACCAAGGGGUUGCUGUCACGGAUGCCUGUGUCGUGGAGACGAUAUGGCGUGCGGCUGUCGGCGCAAACGACAAGGAAUUGAUCACGACGCUCUUUCGCGCAACGGGCAUUGACGCGUCGCUGCGUAAAGAGGCUGGUCGAGCGGCACUGAAAGAGACGAUGAACAAAGAAACACACAACUGGACAAUGGUGUCGAGCAUCCUGCAGGCCUUUGCCGCGACCAACGGCGGGGUCGCCCCCGAGGCGCUUUUGCCAUGGCACAUUGCCGCCGAGUGCGCGUCGUCCGCAGUGCUCGGUAUGAUGUUUUUUCCGCUGGGCCACUGCAUCAACAGCACGGACGCGGACGGCUUGACGCCCGUGGCCGUUGCGAUCCAAACCAACCGACGAGACGCUGUUGACAUGCUUGUCAGCUGCGACGCCGACAUCUCCAUUGCACCGCCGAAUAUCGACCCGCCACUGCACAUGGCGCUGUUGCUACCCGACAGCUCAGACAUUCUACGCAUGGUGCUGAGCGACGACGUCAACGGGCUGGACGUCGAGCAGCGCAACACGGCCAACUAUACGGCGCUCAUGCGUGCGGUCGUCGAUGGCCGUGAGGAAGCAGUCGAGCUACUGCUUGAAGCAGACGCCAACGUCAUGCUAUCGCUACCGGACAAUGGACCGACGAUCUUGGCGGCCGCAGCGCAACGCCCGAACCGAGCGAUUACGACAUUAAUGGACGACAAGGUCUAUGAGGUCCUCAGCAAGGAAUUGCCUGCGGACAUUGUCUUUGAUGACCUGCAACUGGGCGAGAGUCUUGGUGUUGGUACGUAUGGUACGGUCUACCGCGCCACGUGCAAGCAGAGAUAUGUUGCAGUCAAGACGUGCAACUCGACCCGUCGGUGCGACAUCACGACCUUUCGCGAAGAGAUCGAAAUCACACGCCAACUGCGCUCGCCGUACCUCGUGCGGCUGCUGACGGCGGUCGACGAUGCGAAUGGCAAGCCGCACAUGGUGCUCGAGCUCAUGGACGCUGGCGAUCUGUGCAAAUACAUCGAGAACAAGCGCCUCGGGACAUUUGUGACGAAGGAUUUCCCUGUCGUGCAAGUGGCGUGGGCAGUUGCCAACGCACUGGCCGAUAUCCACGCCGCCGAGUGCAUCCACCGCGACGUCAAGAGCAAAAACGUCUUCCUCUGCACGACGAACGGCGUCAAGCUCGGCGACUUUGGCACGCUCCGAUCCGUUGAUGAGACGAUGACCAACAACGUCGGGACGCCGCAGACGAUGGCGCCCGAAGUCACGCGUCAGGGUGUCGAAGAAGUAUGCGCGUAUGAUACGUCGGCAGACAUGUACUCGUUUGGCGUCGUCUUGGCCGAGCUCUCGUGGAUCCGCACACCGUACGACAACAACCUACACGGUACCAAGGACCCGGAGGGAAGUGGGAACGUCUCCCCAACCAUCCAGCCCCACUGCGCCAUGUGGUUUAAGACGCUGGCCUCUCAGUGCUUGGCGGUGGACCCGGCGGAGCGCCCGUCUGCAGCCCACGUCGUUGAGAUGCUGGCCAGCCAUCUCGAGGACGACGACGAUCAUGUCGCGCCCACGCCACCGCCCGAGCCGACGCCGUAGCGAGGCCUUGUAUAGGAUUCGUCAAGGCAGAAAGAUGCAGUUGUUUCCU